Eurytemora carolleeae is the source of this 833-nucleotide messenger RNA. RefSeq lists its product as uncharacterized. Lineage: Eukaryota; Metazoa; Arthropoda; Copepoda; Calanoida; Temoridae. The record is from RefSeq and is a predicted model, not a curated record.
CAGAAUGUUGAUACUGUUACUAAUGAUGAUCUGGUUUGAACCAAUUCUAUCAAUUUCUCUUCAGGAGUUAGAAAAAACUGAAGGAGUCUAUGUAAAUGAAUCAAGGUCUCUUCUGCUUCCUGACAAUGAAACCAUCAUUAACUUGAAAGUAGCGGUGAAGCAUGAGAGUCCAGUGAUGGGACAAGUGUCUUCUGUUAUACAAAGCCCCGCAGUUCUGGAUCAGCUGGUUGCUGCAGUUUCGAGGGCGCUUGAUAUAAAGGAUAAAGAAGAAGCACGGGCCAUUGAAAGCUCAAUUGUGACAGCGUUUCAGAGUAUUGGAUCUGACAAGGAGAAAGAUAUGCUCGAUCCUUUUCAAGUUAUGGUCUCUCCAUCUAAGCAAAGAAACAACGGUCACACUUUGGAUCAUUCUUCACCAGCUCAAAACAUACAUACAAACGUAAAACCUACUCACGAGACUUCUCCCCUAGCUUCAAACCUAGAUAGCAACGGACAACUUUCUCCUGAGACUGGUUCACAGCAUCCCAACCUAGAUAUCAGUAAACAGCUAUCCCUUAAGACCGGUUCCCAAGGUUCGAAACUAGAUACCAAUGAACAAUCUUCUCCUGAUGUUCCUCCACUAGUACAGGAAACCAAUAUGAAGACUGCAAAAACGGAAAGCAAAAACAAAACAAGUCAAUCGAAUAGACCAGAAGAGGAGACCGGAAAUGCAGACGAGGAAGAAGAAGUGAACUAUUCAAAUGAGUUGGAAUAUACAUACAACUAAACAGACAAUUUUUCUUUUCAAAAUGUAUCUUAUUUUAUUUAACAAAUAAAAUUCAAGAGCACGGGUUUCA